AUGAAAAAGAGCCUUAACCAAUUAUAUGGCUCUCCGCUGCCCUUAGUUGUGCGGCCAUUGCCCCCGAUAAUUCCGCAUAACCCGCUAUCGUGGAUCUUUUGGCUAUGGGAAUACUGGUUUCCUGAACCUGAGUACAAUCUGUACGACGGUAUACUUCAUGCUUUGGUAUUACCCUCGGAGACAACAUUUUACGUUCGAAUUGAUAAUGGGAGCGAUAUCAAUAGUCUGUGGUCGAUGGGGUUUUUUGGGAAAGGUACUUUGAGCCGUAGUGAACCUAGCUGGUACACUCGUACUGCUCGAAGACUGGGUCUACAAGGAGGAGAGCAGAUGACCUCAGAGGAGGUCACGGCUGCGAGACGAGAGGAGCGUAAAAAAUUCAAGAUGAUGCGUGCUCAGGCUGAAGCAGAAGAAUUAGCACGAAGAAAAAAGCUGGAUGAAAUGAAGGAAGUUUGGGCAGGACAAGACUCUGAUUCAGUCUCUACUCUGGUAGAUGAGGAAUCAAAGUUGACUUCGACUGGAGUGGCGAGUGAGGCUGGAGAUUCAAAGCAUGAAUUGACUCGUACUCUGGAAGAAAGUCAGCCCGCUCAAGCUGCUGCGGUACUAGUUGAGUCAUCGGCAUCGCCUGAGGUCUCUGGGAACCAUGCAACUGUGAUUCGCUUUGAAGAUCAGUCGAUCAUCGAUUCGAAUAAUAAGCUCAUCCAACAGGAAUAUCUUCAACUUAUGCCUCAAGAGGCAUUCUUUUUGAGUUAUGGUCUUGGUGUUUUGCGAAUUACUGAUCAUGUUACAGGGAAACCUUUGACAUCUGAAGAGCUGUUGACUAGAUUUGUGUCUGCUAACCCUCGAUUCUUGUCUCAGUAUGCCGUAUACCACCAUUAUCGUUCUCUCGGUUGGUGUGUUCGAUCAGGGGUAAAAUUUGGAUCUGAGUUACUAUUAUAUAAACGUGGACCACCAUUUUCUCAUGCUGAAUUUUGUAUCCGGAUUCUCACCUCUCCUGGUGACGAACAGCAUGAUUGGUGGUGGAAUACGAGUAUAGGUAGAGUCGUGGGGGGUGUUAAAAAGGGCUUGGUUUUCUGCUAUGUGCAAGGCAAUGAUACUGAAAACACAGCGAAAAUUUUGGAUGCCUCGGAAGGGUAUAGCAUCAAGGACAUUCUGGGGUCUUAUCAAAUCCGCGAAGUCGUGUAUAGAAGAUGGAUUGCAACGCGAAAUAGAGAUUGA
Molecule: messenger RNA, 1215 nt
Organism: Sugiyamaella lignohabitans
Lineage: Eukaryota; Fungi; Ascomycota; Dipodascomycetes; Dipodascales; Trichomonascaceae
Gene: SEN2
Product: Sen2p
Exons: 1
Coding region: 1-1215 (404 amino acids)
Biological process (GO): tRNA-type intron splice site recognition and cleavage; tRNA splicing, via endonucleolytic cleavage and ligation
Cellular component (GO): tRNA-intron endonuclease complex
Molecular function (GO): nucleic acid binding; tRNA-intron lyase activity
Source: RefSeq, a predicted model, not a curated record